GAAUCUGAAAAUGCGAAGAAAUGGCUGCGAUUGUUCGCCGAAAAGUUCGGUGUGAACACAUUGAUGCUCUACGAGCGUCCAGCUUUCGAUGGCAUGUUCCCAUGGCAAAGCCGACGUCCUAAAGCUCGUUACAGCCGAAUGACGCCGCUUAUCAGAGCGAUUCAAGCCAGAUGUGUAUCGCUUGUGAAGUUAGCGCUAGACUAUUGA
This is a messenger RNA of Anisakis simplex (herring worm), 207 nucleotides long. The record is from the annotation of a GenBank genome assembly. NCBI's taxonomy places the organism in Eukaryota, Metazoa, Nematoda, Chromadorea, Rhabditida, Anisakidae.